GAAAAAGGAAAGCAAUCAGAGUGAAGUGGAAUGGCAACCAUGUUUAUAGCCAGAAAUACCAUGCUCAACCUCUCAAGAGCAUUCCCUCGAAACCGUUCAAUUGCUCUUAGAUCUCCUCGCAAGGUCUCAAGGGUCUGCUUCACCUCUGCUUCCAAAUCUUCUGAGGGUAGAAAUGCAGCAGAGGAAGCAAGAGAAAACGGUUCUAACAUGGAAGGUCGAGCGUCGGAAAUGACCGAGAAAGCAAAAGAAAAGACGAGAGAAAGCAUGGACAGAACAAAAGAACAAGCGGAAGAAGUGAAAGACAGAGCAAAACAACGUGCGGAGGACAUGACAGAGAAGGCCAAAGAAGGAACCUAUAAAGCAACGGAAACAGCGGAAGAGGCGAAGGAGAAAGCGAAAGAACGUACGCGUGAGAUGAAGGAGAAGACGAGCGACAUGGCGGAAUCCGCAGCGGAUAGGGCCAAAGAAGGAACGGACAAAGCAACCGAAACAGCGGAGCAGGCAAAGGAGAGCGCGAAAGAACGCGCACGAGAGGCGAAGGAGAAGACGAGCGACAUGGCGGCAUCGGCGGCGGAUAAGGCCAAACAAGGAGCCUCUAAAGCAACCGAAACGGUGGGGGCGGUGGGGGAUAAAGCAAAGGAAGGAGGGAGCAAGGCGGCGGAGACGGCGCAGAAUAUAGGGGAGAAAGCGAAGCAGACGGUGCAGGGAGCAUGGGGAGCAGCAAAGGAGACAACCCAGAAGAUCAAAGAGACUGUGGUUGGCAAGUCGGAGGACAAGGGCAAGUCCGCAGAGGACUAUGUGGAAGAUUUGAGGAGGCCCGACGACAAGGACAAAUCAAAAUAGGGCCUUCUAAUUUUAAUUUGCACAUCACACUGCGACUGAUUUAUGCCCCCUGCGAUGCAUAAGAGCUUAUUACUGUUAAUGGCGUUGUUAUGGUUUGAAUCUAGACUAUAUAUUAUGACUUUGCUUCAGCC
Vitis riparia (riverbank grape) is the source of this 974-nucleotide messenger RNA. RefSeq lists its product as uncharacterized. NCBI's taxonomy places the organism in Eukaryota, Viridiplantae, Streptophyta, Magnoliopsida, Vitales, Vitaceae. Bases 31 to 843 code for a protein of 270 amino acids. The transcript is spliced from 2 exons. The record is from RefSeq and is a predicted model, not a curated record.